Aspergillus melleus is the source of this 969-nucleotide messenger RNA. RefSeq names its product cytochrome b5 reductase family protein (gene MCR1). The coding region runs from base 1 to 969 and encodes 322 amino acids. The record is from RefSeq and is a predicted model, not a curated record. Gene Ontology annotation, molecular function: cytochrome-b5 reductase activity, acting on NAD(P)H. Gene Ontology annotation, biological process: ergosterol biosynthetic process. Lineage: Eukaryota; Fungi; Ascomycota; Eurotiomycetes; Eurotiales; Aspergillaceae. The transcript is spliced from 4 exons.
AUGUUCGCCCGUCAAGCUUUCCGCUGCGCCCAGCCUCUGAAGCAGGGCUUCCGUAAAUACUCUACCGAGGCACCCAAGGGCAAGUCGUCGCUGGCUCCCAUCUACGCCGCCGUCGGUAUCACCGGUCUCGGUGUUGGAUUGUACCGCUACAACUCGAGCGCUGCCAUCGCCGAGGCCCCCGUCGAUCGCCCCAAGGUUUUCACCGGUGGUGACCAGGGAUGGGUGGACCUGAAGCUGUCGGAGAUUGAGGUUCUCAGCCACAACACCAAGCGACUGCGCUUUGAGUUCGAGGACAAGGAGGCCGUUUCCGGUCUUCAGGUUGCUUCCGCUCUUCUGGCCAAGUUCAACAAGCCCGGCGAGAAGGCUACUAUUCGUCCUUACACUCCCACCAGCGAUGAGGAGCAACCCGGUUUCCUCGACCUCGUCGUCAAGGUCUACCCCAACGGCGCCAUGUCCGAGCACCUGCACAGCAUGAACGUCGACCAGCGCCUGUCCCUCAAGGGACCCCUCCCCAAGUACCCCUGGGAGGCCAACAAGCACAACCACAUCUGCUUGAUUGCCGGUGGCACGGGUAUCACGCCCAUGUACCAGCUGGCGCGCCAGAUCUUCAAGAACCCCGAGGACAAGACCAAGGUCACUCUGGUGUUCGGCAACGUCACCGAGGACGACAUCCUGCUGAAGAAGGAGCUCCAGGAGCUGGAGAACACCUACCCCCAGCGCUUCAAGGCCUUCUACGUCCUCGACAAGCCCCCUAAGGGCUGGACCGGCGGCGAGGGCUUCAUCAGCAAGGAGCUGCUGAAGACGGUCCUUCCCGAACCCAAGGAGGACAACAUCAAGCUCUUCGUCUGCGGUCCUCCCGGUCUGUACAAGGCUAUUAGCGGAAACAAGGUCAGCCCUAAGGACCAGGGUGAGUUGACCGGUAUCCUGGCCGAGCUUGGAUACAACAAGGACCAGGUCUUCAAGUUCUAG